CACAGUUCUUCACCCACUUGGAGUCGUGAUCAUCCUCUUUGGGUUGUGCAGUUUGAGUGUCAAUCUCAAUCUCCCUCCACAAGAAGAUGCAGGCCUUCGCUGUGGCUGCGCUCUCCAUCUGGCUGUGCUUGGGUGCCACUACCCUGGCAGAGUCCCACGGCCCACAGCACUGCACAUCACCGAACAUGACUGGCGUCCUGACAGUGAUGGCCCUCAACGGAGGAGAAAUCAAGGCAACUGGACAUUACCACUACGACACAACGGACAAGAAGCUACGUUUCACUGAAAGUGAGAUGCACCUCAACAAGAGCGAGCAUCUGGAGGACUAUCUGAUGCUGUUUGAAGAGGGGGUCUUCUAUGACAUUGACCUGAAGAACCAGUCCUGUAGGAAGAUGUCUCUGCAGUCUCACGCUCAUGCUCUAGAGCUCCCCGCUGGCGCAGUACAUCAGGUUGAGCUGUUCUUGGGGAGCGACACUGUUCAGGAGGAGAACAUUAAAGUAAACAUAUGGAUGGGAUCCGUGCCAGAGACCAAGGGCCAAUAUUCUGUGUCCACUACUGUGGGAGACUGUCUGCCACUCAGCACCUUCUACUCAACUGACUCCAUUACACUCCUCUUCAGUAAUUCUCAAGUGGUCACUGAGGUGAAAGAACCUGAGGUGUUCUCUCUGCCUUCCUUCUGUGAGGGUUUGGAGCUGGAGGACACUCACAAUGACUUCUUCAGUAUAUUCAACACUGUCUAAGACAGUGGCAACAGGACCUCCAGCCCCAAACAAACCAGCAGCGUGGCCAGCUAAUCCACCUAGAUGUUUCCCUCACUCUGAUAAUUUCAUUUGGGUGUUUCAUUAGAAUCUUUUCUCUGCUGAUAGACAAGAACUAUAUCAUAAUAUACUUUCUUUGAUGAUUCCCGCUUCGAGACAUUGCGCGAAGUUUGAUACAAUGAAAAAUGGAAAAGUUAACAUGUCAUGUUAAUGUAAACUGUGCGUUUGAAACAGGGCCGGUAGAAGGGGAUAUCAUGUUUGUACUUUAAACUAUUAAUCUGUUAAUGUAAGUUGCUAAUGCAUAGGAGGUCUGCAUAGGCAAAUGAGAUAAUAAAAACUCAACAUC
Molecule: messenger RNA, 1104 nt
Organism: Esox lucius (northern pike)
Lineage: Eukaryota; Metazoa; Chordata; Actinopteri; Esociformes; Esocidae
Gene: epd
Product: ependymin
Biological process (GO): cell-matrix adhesion
Cellular component (GO): lysosome; extracellular region
Molecular function (GO): calcium ion binding
Source: RefSeq, marked provisional